AUGUUCGACUUCGGAGCGCUCGGACGCCGUCUCCAAGAAAUCACCAACAACGCCAAAGAGACGGCGCCGGUCACGAAAGCACCUCCAAUCCCGGCCGCAAAGAGCCAUAAAAAGACUCUUGAUACUGCCCGUGACCAAGAUAUUGCCACGAUGGUUAUUGCCGCCGUUGACAUUGGAUCCAAGUGCGAAUACCUGCACGGCGUGGCCCACCAUUUCGUCGAUGGGUACGACACCAACAAGAUCCGCAUGUGGGAAAGGGAGCACUUGCGCCUGUUCAAGUUCAACAUCAGCCACACCCACUGCCUGCACUUCCUGCGUGUUUUCCAGUUCAUGACGCAUGAUCUGAUGGCCGAAAAGAAUCUCCAAGGCGCUUGGACCUUGAUGAAAGCACUGGGAUGCUUGGCUAUGGCGCACUUCACGACUGCCAAGCAGCAACCAUCUCUGCUCGCGGCCGCCGUCGCCCGUGUGACAUUCGAGAUGCUCCAUCAACGCGGAAUCAUUGCCUCUGCAGAGCCAUCGGUUUUGCUGCAUCUUCAUCACGUCGAAUCUGAGCAUCUGCCGGUUGCGAUCGCGCUCGUGGAGUGGCUGCAAGGUUGCCCUAAGCCCAUCGUUUCCAACACGCAGGUGAUGUUGUCCCGUCUCCAUCAAUCCCAGCGGAUAUUCGCGUUCGCCGCCCGCCCGUUAUCACGCUCAUCACCUCUAGCUGCCGGCACUGUCAAGAUCGAGAGGCAAGGUGAUGUCGCUGUGCUGAAAAUCGACAUCCCGAAUGUCAAGGAAAAUGUCCUGGGCGAGGCGCUGUCGGGUGACUUGAAUGAAGCCUUCAACAAAUUGGAAAAUGACGAUUCGGUCAAGGGAAUCGUCUUGAUGUCCGGCAAGCCAAAUUCCUUCGUUGCCGGCGCCGACAUUACAAUGUUGUCGAAGGCUAAAGACGUCGCUGACGCACAGAGGAUGAGCAGCGAGGGCCAGAAGCAGUUCGCUCGAUUGGCUGAUUCGAAGAAGCCGAUCGUCGCUGCCAUUAUGGGAUCGUGCCUGGGUGGUGGUCUGGAGCUUGCUAUGGCUUGCCACUACCGCAUUGCUGUCAACGACAAGAAGACGCAACUCGGCUUGCCAGAGGUGAUGCUCGGUCUUCUUCCCGGGGCCGGUGGAACGCAGCGCUUGCCUAAGCUGGUCGCGUUGCCGACAGCGCUGGACAUGAUGCUCACCGGGAAAAAGCUGAAGGCCAAGAAAGCCAAGCAAGCGGGCCUUGUUGACUCCGUCGUCGAACCCCUAGGUGAUGGACUGGGACCCGCUUCGGAAAUCACGCACAAGUAUCUUGAAGAGAUCGCUAUCACGGCAGCCAAAAAUCUCAUCAAUGGCUCAUUGAAGAUCGAUCGCACGCGCCCAUUGCUCGAACGUGUUACAAGCGCUGUAACGAACAAUCGGCUGGUACUAGACAAUGUCGUGCUGAAAAUGGCCCGUGAUAAGGUGAUGAAACUGACGAAGGGAAACUAUCCGGCGCCAUUGAAAAUUCUGGAAGUCGUACGCGAGGGAAUUGUCGGUGGCCCGGCCAAAGGCUAUGCUAUGGAAUCUCAGUAUUUCGGUGAACUGGCAAAGACUACACAAUCAGCCGCCUUGAUCGGUCUCUUCAAUGGAUCGACUGAUUGCAAGAAGAACAAAUAUGGAGAAGGCCGACCUGUCAAGGAGAUUGCCGUUGUCGGUGCUGGCUUGAUGGGCGCUGGAAUUGCCAAUGUCACCAUUGACAAAGGCAUUCGUUCGGUGCUUCUUGAUGUCAACCAGUCGGGCUUGGAGCGCGGCCAGAACCAGAUUCUGACCCAUCUUUCCACGGCUGUCAAACGGAAGAGGCUGAGCCUUUUGGAAAAGGAGAGGAUCGUCACCAACCUCGAGGCGACCACCGACUACAGCCGGAUGAAGAAUGCUGAUAUUGUCAUCGAAGCCGUCUUUGAAGAUCUUUCCCUGAAGCACAAGGUGGUCAAGCAGAUUGAGUCCAUCGUCCGUCCGGAAUGCAUUGUCGCAACCAACACUUCCGCUCUGCCAAUUGCCGAUAUCGCCAAAGCCAGCGCCCGCCCGGAAAAUGUCAUUGGCAUGCACUACUUCUCGCCGGUGGAAAAGAUGCAGCUUCUUGAGAUCAUCACCCAUGAAGGGACCUCCAAGCAAACCAUCGCUACUGCUGCUCAACUGGGUCUGAAGCAAGGAAAGCUGGUCGUCGUGGUCAAGGUGGGACUGGACGUGGCAGAGCAUGUUGCUCAUUUCCUCUCGGGCGCCCUCGGAGCGCGAGUGGGCGGCGGAAACCCACAGAUUUACACGGAUCUGGUGGCAGCUGGCAUGAAGGGAAGGAAGUCGAACAAGGGCUUCUACAAUUAUGGGGAUGGCAAGAAGGGCAGCAAGAAGGCGAACGAGGAGGCCCUAAAGAUUAUCAAGAAAUACCGCGUGGCCGCCCCAGCCGACGUCAGCAGCGUUGAGGACCAGCAGAUCAGAGUGCUUUGCCGCUUCAUCAACGAAGCCAUGUACUGCCUUCAAGAGGGUGUGAUUAGCCAACCGUCUGACGGCGACAUCGCUUCGGUGUUUGGCGUUGGCUUCCCGCCCUUCUGGGGUGGCCCCUUCCGCUUCGUCGACCUCUACGGAGCCGAAAAGCUCGUCACCAAAAUGGAUAAGUACUCCCGCGCCUAUAACCGCGAACAGUUUGCGCCGGCUCAGAUUCUCCAGGAUUACGCGAAGUCUGGCAAGAAGUUCUAC
Messenger RNA from Mesorhabditis spiculigera, 2733 nucleotides. The record is from the annotation of a GenBank genome assembly. Lineage: Eukaryota; Metazoa; Nematoda; Chromadorea; Rhabditida; Rhabditidae.